AUGGCUGGGAACAAUUUUGGGGGCGUAUUGCCCAAUUCAAUUGCAAAUCUAUCCACCAAUCGCACCCAACUGUCGAUAAGUAGUAACUACAUAUCUGGAACCAUACCGCAAGGGAUUGAGAACCUCAUCAACUUAAAGGAAUUAUAUUCAUCUUUGAAUAUGCUCACUGGCAGUAUUCCAGAAUCUAUUGGGAAAAUUUCUGAGUUGGAACGACUCUACAUUCCGGGAAAUAACAUCUCAGGAAAAAUUCCAUCAUCUCUUGGCUACAUGUCUCGAUUGAGCAUUCUUUCAUUAGGAAGAAAUAUGCUAGAGGGAAGCAUACCUCCGUCUUUGGGAAAUUGCACAAAUCUUCAAGCAUUUUAUCUUGAACAGAAUCACCUCACUGGUGCGAUACCGGAGCAAGUUAUUGGACUUUCUUCCCUCAGUUCUCCUCUUGGAUCAAAAUUAUCUGACAGGACCACUACCUUCACAAUGUUAGACCUCCUAUUUAUGGAUGACAACCUUUUCGAAGGUACUAUUCCAUUAUCUUUGCAGAAAAUAAAAGGAAUUCAAGGCCUAGAUCGUUCUCGUAAUAGUUUGUCUGGGCGGAUUCCAAGCUUUCUAGGCAAGUUUCGAUUGAUUGAAGUUCUAGACCUUUCUUAUAAGUUUGAGGGUGAAGUUCCAAAUGAAGGAGUGUUCAUGAACGAUAGUAAGUUUUCAAUUGUGGGAAAUGACAAACUUUGUGGAGGAAUCAAGGCAUUGCAAUUGCCUGCAUGUCCCACACAAAGGGAAAGAAAGCUCUUCCCCCCUAAAGCUACCAACGGAUUCUCUUCUGCCAACUUGAUUGGUGUGGGUAGAUAUGGUCCUGUUUAUAAAGGAACUCUCAACUAUGGUGAACAAAUUGUUGCUGUGAAGGAAUUCAACCUUCAACUACUUGGAGCCAACAAGAGCUUCUUGGAUGAAUGCAAAGCUUUGAGGAACAUUCGCCACCGCAAUCUGGUAAAGAUCAUCACAUCUUGCUCAAGCAUCGACUUUAAUGGAAAUGAUUUCAAGGCUUUGGUGUUUGAGUUCAUGCCAAAUGGGACUUUAGAGAGCUGGUUACACCCAACUUUAUAUGAGAAAGAGGACUUGAGUUCAUCUACGCUACUGUACUCAAUGAGCUUGAACCUAAUCCAAAGGCUUAACAUUGCCAUUGAUGUGGCCCAUGCAUUGAAUUAUCUUCACCAUCACUGCGAAACAACAAUCAUUCAUUGUGAUCUAAAGCCAAGUAAUAUUCUUCUUGACAACGAGCUCUGUGCCCACGUUGGUGAUUUCGGUCUGGCAAGGUUUCUUAUGGCUACCGAAGAUAAAUCUAAUCAUACACAAACUAGUUCAUCAAUUGGAGUUCGAGGGACAAUUGGCUAUGUUGCACUGGAUAAUUUAUUAUGUUUAUUUCUUUUGAUAUAUACUUUCAUUAUAAUUUCAUUAGAAAAUUUACUAAAUUUUGAACCAGUAGCUAGGAAACAGAUGAUAAGUUGA
Messenger RNA from Cornus florida, 1497 nucleotides. RefSeq names its product receptor kinase-like protein Xa21. The coding region runs from base 1 to 1497 and encodes 498 amino acids. Gene Ontology annotation, biological process: protein phosphorylation. The transcript is spliced from 4 exons. Gene Ontology annotation, molecular function: protein binding; protein kinase activity; ATP binding. The record is from RefSeq and is a predicted model, not a curated record. NCBI's taxonomy places the organism in Eukaryota, Viridiplantae, Streptophyta, Magnoliopsida, Cornales, Cornaceae.